Messenger RNA from Salpingoeca rosetta, 1963 nucleotides. RefSeq lists its product as uncharacterized. The record is from RefSeq and is a predicted model, not a curated record. Bases 130 to 1563 code for a protein of 477 amino acids. The transcript is spliced from 5 exons. NCBI's taxonomy places the organism in Eukaryota, Choanoflagellata, Craspedida, Salpingoecidae.
CUUCCACCGCCCACGCCGCACACGCGUUCCUCUUCCACGCAAGAAGGGGUCACCACCUUGACGUCGCUCCGUCCCACCACCACUACCACCACGCACGCAGUGUACCAAAGAUAGUCAUCGUCCACGACCAUGCCGCGCACCCCUCGCCGCAAAUACACGUUCACGGAUUCCGCCCACUCGGUGGACCGCUGUAAACAACUCGGCGUCGGCAUUCUCAAAAAGGGCAAGACGGCUGUGCGCGAAAUUGCAAAGACGCACGGCAAGAGCGUCCUCCGCCAUCGCUCGCAGGCCCUCGAUACCAUGAGCAAGCAGCGGCGCCGCAAGUGCGACAGGCUCAUUGCCAAGGCGUACACCACCCGCAACGAUGAGGUCGAAAGUGCUCUCGCCCUCGAAGAACUCCACGCGUUCUGCUUCCAAGUUCCAGAGGGCUGGGAAACCAUGACCCGCAAGUACAAGUUUAAGACCCGCACCCAACAAGAUCGCGCCUUUUACCUCCGCCUUCAAGCUGUCGCCAUCAUCCUCUACAAGCGAUUUGGAGGCUGCUACAAGACACUGGUUGAGAGCUCAAAGACCAUGCUCCGCGACUACGACUACAGCAAGAACCCAAGAAAGCGAAAAGGUUCCCGCCGCACCUCGCGCUAUCCCGCGCGCAGGGGAAGGAGCACUCGCCGCUCCGCACGAGACGAACAACAGCACAAGGAAGAGCAGGAGGAGCUUGAGGAGCACAUGCAGAUGGAUGAAGAUGAGGAGAACGGUGUCCCCGACAACAACAGCGGGACUGCAGCUGUUCCUGACAACGCUUCUCAUCGCAUUUCCAGCGGCCUCGAGCACGGCCGCGCCUCAGACGCGGGACAUGACAGCGACGCAGAGUCGGUGUUCACCUUCCAGCCCAUCUCCUCCGCCCCGCCAUCGCCUUCCAUGGCCGGCCACUCGGACGCGGAAUCCGCUGCCUCAACACCGCGCCGUCGCCAGUCCCGGCGCAGCAGCCACACACGCAGCACUGCAUCGGCUGCAGACAUUGCCGGUGACCCGCUGAUGCCUGUGCCCAUGAACCCAAUCAGCGCCACCACGCACACCAUGUUGCAUGCAAGCACGUCGCCGGUAGAUGCGCACAUGUACAUGGACGGCAGUGACACCGACAGCCUCCUCCUCCUCUCUGAGCCAAGCUCCCCCGAGUUUGCUUCCGCGUCGGACUCCGAAGCCCCACCCGCAUUCCGCGCUCCUCCAGAGCCUUCCCCAAUCUGUUUGAUGCAGCUCAACGACAUUGUCGAGCACAUCCAGGCUUGCCAACUGACGCUCGCCUACACCAAGAUUGCCUUGUAUUGGGACAUGAACGAGGACCUGACCCUGCUUGAUAUUUACUUGCAGCUCUUGUCCCUCUGCCCCGAGCUGCACGCCACCUUCGAGGCAGUCGCUGCCGACAACGCUGUUGCAUCAUCAAACGCAAAGGGAGCACCCAUGCCCUACGCGCUAGUUCUCGCGCCGUGUGACGCCCAGCCAACGCCCCUCGCCCACGAGCAGGCCGCUCGCAUUGCUUCCACCGGCAUUCCCAUCCACUGGUGAAUGGUGGACAUUUAUUCAGUCGUGUCUGCCUCGUCAGCAGGCACCAGCAGUUAUUCUUUCCUUCAUCGUGCCUUUCCAGAUCAUCGUCGUCAUCAUCGUCAUCAUCGUCAUCAUCGGAUCAGCCUCCGCUUUUCGGUCUCGCACUCGGGCGCUCAGCCACGCAUACGCGUUGCUCUCUGGAUUCUAUCUUUGGCUUUCAUUUCACCAGCAGUCGGAUCGCCCUCCUCCUUCGUACUCUCGUUCUUUCGUUCUUUCGUUCUUUCGUCGUCAUUUAGAUGACGCGUGAUUGUAACCACUUUCGGCCGCAGCAGGCCCAUGCCUCGCCCGCCCAAAGGCCCCACAGCCUCAAGACAGUCACCAUGGCACGACUUACUUUAUUCAACCAAUACUCCACUCGUCG